AUGGGCUUUGAAGGCAGUGCUCCUGGAUUGGUCGAAAAAUUGUUAAAUAGGGCCAAGGAUCUAAUGAGCAAUUAUAUUUGUACCGCAUAUAGAAUGUGUCUAGAAAAGGCACAAGAAGUGUUUUUGGAGCUAUCCAAGAGAGUAUCGGAGAUGCCAAUUUGUUUGGCGGCAAUAGCUAGAAAGCACAAAUUAAGGGGCUUGGUAAACCCAAUGAAGGGUAGUCAAAUACAGAUGAUUGUUGAAG
Molecule: messenger RNA, 244 nt
Organism: Dentiscutata erythropus
Lineage: Eukaryota; Fungi; Glomeromycota; Glomeromycetes; Diversisporales; Gigasporaceae
Source: the annotation of a GenBank genome assembly